Molecule: messenger RNA, 3877 nt
Organism: Pollicipes pollicipes
Lineage: Eukaryota; Metazoa; Arthropoda; Thecostraca; Pollicipedomorpha; Pollicipedidae
Product: serine/arginine repetitive matrix protein 2
Exons: 7
Coding region: 112-3630 (1172 amino acids)
Molecular function (GO): protein binding
Source: RefSeq, a predicted model, not a curated record
GGACGCGCGUCAGUCACGGGCCCGGGCGCCGGCCGCCCCCGCCUGGCCGACCCGGCUGACCCCGCCAGCGACCACCCCAACACCUGGGAAGGUCACUGAUCAGGGACGGCGAUGCGCCUGUUCGGCCGGCGGGGCCCAGACUCGGCCCCCCAGCUGGUCAGCCUGGCGCCGCUCGAGCGGGACGGGGGUGUGCUCGCCAACGCUACCGCCCCGCCCACCUUCGCCAAGGCGACCGCCGCCCGCCUUCCAGCGGGCGACCAACGGCGCAAAGACCCGCCGACAUGGAGUCGCCGCGUGGGUCACCGUCUCUCCCGGCUGACACGCUCGCUCAGCACGGAGCAGAUCAGCGCGCCCCCUGCCGGCCGCCGCCGCUGGGUGCUCUCCGAGGACUCCGACGAGCUGUCCACGCCCGCCGACAGAGGCGCCACCGUCGAGCGCGGUGGCGCCGGGCGCGCCCCGCCGCGACGCACGGAAGACCGACCAACCUGUGCCACGGCCGGCCUAUGCACAGCCAGGGGAGCGACCCACACCGGCGCGAGGCCCGCCAGUGCCGUCAAGCGCAGUGUCAGUCUGUACAGGAGCGCUUCGGCCAGUCAGCUGCACGUGCCACAGUUGGACUCCCUGGAGAGCUCGUCACCGGCCUCAUUCGGAGAAUUCAGUGUUUGGAGUCCCGCAACUCAACUUGACAGUGCAGGGAGCUGCUCAGAAGUCAGAAACACAACCGGGAGCAAAGUUGUUCGCGAGGAGACCAGAGCAACCAAGCAGCGUUUGCCUUCAUUGCCUGAGGAAAGUGAAGGCGACGUGAGAAGGAAGCGCAAGGUACCAGUUAGGGAGCCACGGCCAAAAAACAACGAGGCUGUUCUAAAAGAUUCGAAAACUCUAAGCCGUCUUCCUCAGGCCCACAAGAUCAAAACAAGCAAGAACUCGUUAGAUAAUGACAGCAGGUCCAGUGCUAAAACGACCCGCCAAACGCCUCUUGAGACGAAAAACUAUCGUCCCACUGCCGCGACCCUCGCACACGAGGACGACGAUCCAUCUCAAUGUACCUGGAAACCCCCGCUAAGCCACGGCUGCUCAAACGAGAGUGGCUACGACAGUGAUGGAGCGAGGCCUAUGGAGGAUUCCCCGGCCGGAGGCAGUUCAGCUGGCGCAUGGAAGCCGCGUUCUACAAGCUCCUCUUCUGGGAACGGCCUCCGCCCGCUCGUCGGCACCGCCUCUGCUAAACGACGUGAUCCAGCUUCUGCUGGCGAUCCGUACCGCCCACCUGCCAUCUUCCCUCGAUUGGGGAGAGGCGGCGUAACCCAUGGGUCGGAAGGCGACGAAUCAGACGCCUCUGAGCUACCCUUUGCCUCUCAAAACAAUGAUACUAUUCUCCGGCAGCCCAAGGCGACGAAGGAAAUGGCUGCACGUGAUCUCCCACAUCCAACCAAAACAGAUCACCAGAAGGCCACCAGAAGCAGGCAAGAUCUGCACCGACAGCAGCCGACGAAGCCACAACGAACGUCCCUCAUUCCAAAGGAAGGGAACGAAAUGUCGACACAGACUUCUCUGCCGUGGGAUGCCAACGUGUUUGACGAAGCUUCUCCAGACAGAGAAUGUCUGAGUCUGGAGCCGAAUGCUGGUAAAACCAUGGGAGGUCGGAAAGGUGGCAUACUACGCAGGGGUCACAGCCCAUACCACCAUGGGACUGCCAGAGGUCGCAGUCCUCACUACAGGGACGACACCAAGGGCCGCAGUCCUCAUCACACAGACACCAACAGGGGCCGCAGUCCUCAUCACACAGACACCAACAGGGGCCACAGUCCGUACUUCUCAGAAACCACGAGAAGACACAGUGUGCAUCAUCAAGACGCAGGCCGGGGACGCAUUCCUCAUUUAUCCGAUGCAGCCAGAAGUCACAAUCCUUUUCAUUCGGACAACCUGCGAGGCCACAGUCCCUACAACCAAGAUUCCAACAGAGGAUGCAGCCCCCAGUAUGCUGAAGCCAGCCGAGGACACAGUCCAUACAAUCAGGAUAACACCAAGGUUCGCGGUCCGCCUCACAAGGACGCCAACGCCGGCCAGCACACCGGCCGCCGAGCGGGAGCGACAGUCAGCGACUCCUCUUCAGGUUCCACUCCGGAUCCCCCGGCCGGGGCUGCGGUUGGCGCGCUGAGGCAGGCGGUGUCCCGGGCCCCGAGGAGAGCGUGGGAGCGAGAGGAGCCGCGCCAGGCUCUCAGCGGACCGCGCUCUGCCUGCGCCGAGGAGCGGAGCGGCAGCAGUCGCUCGCCCACCCCCACGUCAGCGAGCGACGGCCACCGCAGGCGGGACAAGCCGCCGUCUCGGCUGCAGGAGACCGGAGCCAGGCGGGGCAAGGUGGCAUCGCCACAGCCCGACGUUGGCCACAGGCAAGACAAGCUGACCACAUUGAAGCACGACUUCGGCAUCCGUCGCAGCAAGCUGUCGUCGCUGCCACACGGCGUCGGCAGCAGACAGGGGAGCCGGCUUUCUCUGCCGCAUGACGCUGGCAAACAGAGUAAGGCGUCGUCCAUGCAGCCUGGCGAUGACGUCGGAGAGGGAAGACUGUUGUCUGCGCAACAUGACCUCGGAAGCAAGCACAGCAGGCUUUCACCUCAACCUCACGGAGUUGCUGGCAAACAGAACAAGCUGUCGACCAAGAGGUUGAUUGAUAGCAGCCGGCAGCCCAAACUGUCGCCAGCGCAGUCUGAUAUCAGCAACAAACAGUUCAAGCUGCUUAGGAUUAGAAAGACAAGAGCAGACUCCCUUGGCAUCUCCAUUGCAAUCAACGCCGACCGAGAUUAUUUCAUCGCCGAGAUGGAGAACCGUGGAGCGUUGCACAGGGACGGGCGCUUCAAGGUGGGCGACGAGAUAGUGAACGUGAACGGCCGCCGGCUGCGCGGCUGUGCCCUCGAGACGGUGCUGGACAUCCUGCGCGACCCUUCGCCCGAGCUGGACAUCGUCAUAGCCCGGGACUUCAACCCGGACCGGCUGAGCCAGCAGCAGGCCGGCCAGCACGUGGUGGUCAUCUCUGUGCCGGACAGCAGCGGAGCGGCGACGGCACGAGACGACGCCGAUGACCCGGACGACUCGCUCGACUACCCGGCAAUUGGCUCCGAGUUGUGUGACGCCUCCGAAACAGAGGAGCACCAGCGGCCAGAGUCGGUGCUCUCCGGUGUCUCCAGUGCUCAGCCGUCCUCCCCAGUGAGAGGGCUACUGCGCAGGCGCCAUGAUCCGAAGUCGGGCACCAAGUCAUCCGGGUUAGGAACCCUGCGCCGGCCCAAGUCGCUGGCCACUUCCCUGCUGACGCUGACUUUUGAAAAAGGAGCUGGAAAGAAGAGCCUUGGCUUCAGCAUCGUGGGCGGACGAGAUUCUCCAAAAGGCAGCAUAGGAAUAUUUGUCAAGACGGUGUUUCAGAAUGGUCAAGCAGCUGGUAAACUCAUAGAAGGCGAUGAAGUGCUGACUCUCAACGGAGAGAGCAUGCAGGGACUCCUUCACAGCGAGGCUGUGACCCUGUUCAAGUCGGUCCGGUCGGGUCAGGUCACGCUCGAGGUGGCUCGCAGAGAAGGCACGGCAAGUUCCAGGCAAUUGAUGUCGAAGUCCUGUGAUAAUCUUCUGAGGGUCCAAGAAUGAUCCACCGCUGUCAACAUUCUACGGCACCCUUCACUUCGUGAGCUUUGGUAGCCAGCUAUCCGCGGGCCGAGGAGCCGGCUCUUCAGGCGAUUCCCCGGUAGCUGGCAGCUGAGCAUCCGCUCCUGUCCGCGGGUCGAGGAGCCGGCUCGUCAGACUAUUCCCCGGUAGCUGGCAGCUGGGCGCCCGCUCCUGUCCGCGGGCUGAAGAGCCGGCUCUCCAGACUGUUCCCCGGUGGCUGGCAGCUGGG